This is a messenger RNA of Mustela lutreola (European mink), 11299 nucleotides long. RefSeq names its product mucin 5AC, oligomeric mucus/gel-forming (gene MUC5AC). Gene Ontology annotation, molecular function: protein binding. Bases 30 to 10964 code for a protein of 3644 amino acids. The record is from RefSeq and is a predicted model, not a curated record. NCBI's taxonomy places the organism in Eukaryota, Metazoa, Chordata, Mammalia, Carnivora, Mustelidae. The transcript has 54 exons. Gene Ontology annotation, cellular component: extracellular matrix.
CCCGGGGCCUUCUCCCCUCCCUCCGCAGGAUGGGUGUCGCCAGCAGGAUGCUGGCCCCGCUCUGGGCCCUGGCCCUCGCCCUGGCCUGUGCCCAGCACGUAGGCCAGGCCCAGGGCAGCUCUGUGGAACACAGCCACAAGUCCCCAGAACUUCAUGUCCCCCAGGAGCUUGGUGGCCACCCACUCCGCGGGAUGAGCUUCCUGCCCCCUCUGAGGACGGCCCCGGUGGUGCGAGCCCGGAACCCCGCGCACAACGGGCGCGUCUGCAGCUCCUGGGGCGACUUCCACUACAAGACCUUCGACGGCGACAUCUUCCGCUUCCCCGGCCGGUGCAACUACGUCCUGUCCGCGCACUGCGGUGCCGCGUACGAGGACUUCAACGUGCAGCUGCGCCGCGGCGGGGAGUCCAACGCCACCACGGUCACUGCAGUCACCAUGAAGCUCGAUGGCAUGGUCAUCCAGCUGACCAAGAGCUCCAUCCUGGUUAACGGCCGCCCAACUCAGCCGCCCUUCAGCCAGUCGGGGGUCCUCAUCGAGGUCAGCAACGGCUACCUGAAGGUGGAUGCCAAGCUGGGCCUCGUCCUCAUGUGGAGCCCUGAUGACAGCCUCCUGCUGGAGCUGGACCCCAAGUUCGCCAACCAGACCUGUGGGCUCUGCGGAGACUUCAAUGGUCAGCCUGUGUUCAACGAGUUCCUCUCCCAUGGGGUCAAGCUGACGGCCCUCGAGUACGGGAAUCUGCAGAAGAUGGACGGCCCCACGGAGCAGUGUCAGGACCCUGUCCCCGUGCCCCCGACGGACUGUGGGCAUGGCACCGGCCCCUGCGAGGAGAUCCUGACCGGCCAGCUGUUCUCGGGCUGCCGAGCUCUGCUGGACGCCGGCAGCUAUGUGCAGGCCUGCCGGCAAGACCUCUGCCUCUGCGAGCACGCGGACCGCACUCGCUGCAUCUGCCCCACACUCGCUGAGUAUGCGCGCCAGUGUGCCCAUGCCGGGGGGCUGCCCCCGGACUGGAGGAGCCCCCACCUCUGCCCCCAGACCUGCCCCCCCAGCAUGCAGCACCGGGAGUGCGGCUCACCCUGCGCUGACACCUGCUCCAACCCGGAGCACUCCCAGCUCUGCGAGGACCACUGUGUGGACGGCUGCUUCUGCCCUGAGGGGACGGUGCUCGACGACAUCGGCCAGACCGGCUGCAUUCCAGCAUCCCAGUGUCCUUGUGUGUACAAUGGGGCCACCUAUGCUCCGGGGACCAGCUACGCCACAGACUGUACAAACUGCACCUGCUCCAGAGGCCAGUGGAGUUGCCGGGAGCUGCCGUGCCCAGGCACCUGCGCGGUGCUGGGGGGCGCCCACAUCUCCACGUUCGACGAGAGGCAGUACACGGUGCACGGGGACUGCAGCUACGUGCUGGCCAAGCCCUGUGACAGCAGCGUCUUCACUGUGCUGGGAGAGCUGCGGCGGUGCGGCCUGACGGACACUGAGACGUGCCUCAAGAGCCUGACGCUGAGCCUGGACGGAGGGCACACGGUCGUCACGGUCAAGGCCAGCGGGGAGGUGUUCGUGAACCAGAUCUACACCCAGAUGCCCGUCUCGGCGGCAAACGUCACGCUCUUCAGACCGUCCACCUUCUUCAUCGUGGCCCAGACCAAGCUGGGCCUGCAGCUCACCAUCCAGCUGGUGCCCGUCAUGCAGGUGUUCGUGAGGCUGGGGCCCGAGCUCCGCGGCCUCACCUGCGGCCUGUGCGGGAACUUCAACCAGAACCAGGCCGACGACUUCCGGACCCUCAGCGGCGUGGUGGAGGGCACGGCCGCCGCCUUUGCCAACACCUGGAAGACCCAGGCCUCCUGCCCCAAUGUCAAGAACAGCUUCGAGGACCCCUGCUCCCUCAGCGUGGAGAACGAGAAGUACGCUCAGCGCUGGUGCUCCCGGCUGACCGACCCCCGCGGCCCCUUCGCCCAGUGCCACGUGGCCGUGAACCCGGGCACCUUCUACUCGAACUGCAUGUUCGACACGUGUAACUGCGAGAAGAGCGAAGACUGCCUGUGCGCCGCCCUGUCCUCCUACGUGCACGCCUGCGCGAGCAAGGGGGUGCUGCUCCGCGGCUGGAGGGACGGCGUGUGCGCAAAGCCCAUGGCCACCUGCCCAAAGUCGCUGACCUACCAAUACAGCAUCAGCACCUGCCAGCCCACCUGCCGGGCCCGGAGCCAUGAGGACAUCACCUGUGGCAUCAGCUUUGUCCCCGUGGAUGGCUGCACCUGCCCCAACGGCACAUUCCUGGACGAGGCAGGCAAGUGCGUGCCGGCCACCAGCUGUCCCUGCUACCAUGAGGGCUCUGUGGUCCCCAACGGGGAGUCGCUUCAUGAGCGUGGAGUCAUCUGCACCUGCACACAAGGCACGCUGACCUGCAUCGGAGGCCAGGUUCCCACUCCAGUCUGCACCCCGCCCAUGGUCUUCCUCGACUGUCGCAACGCCACGCCGGGGGCCUCUGGGGCCGGCUGUCAGAAGAGCUGCUUCACUCUGGACAUGGACUGUUAUAGCCCCCAGUGUGAGCCUGGCUGCGUGUGUCCCGACGGGCUGGUGGCCGACGGCGAGGGCCGCUGCGUUGCUCCGACGGACUGCCCCUGCGUGCACAACGAGGCCAGCUACCUGCCCGGCCAGACCAUCCGGGUGGGCUGCAACACUUGCACCUGCGAGAACAGGAAGUGGCGGUGCACAGAGGAGCCCUGCCUGGCCACCUGCGCCGUGUACGGGGAUGGCCACUAUGUCACCUUCGAUGGGAGGCGUUACAGCUUUAGCGGGGACUGCGGGUACACGUUGCUUCAGGACCACUGCCGCGGCAAUGACACCACUGGGACCUUCCGCGUCGUCUCUGAGAAUGUCCCCUGCGGGACCACGGGCGUCACCUGCUCCAAGGCCAUCAAGCUGUUCCUGGGGAGCUUCGAGCUGAGGCUGAGUGAAGGCCGCGUGGAGGUGCUCGAGAGGGGCGUGGGGCAGGAGCCCCCCUACUCCAUCCGCCAGAUGGGCAUCUACCUGGUGGUGGACACUGAGGCCGGCCUGGUGCUGCUGUGGGACAGGAAGACCAGCAUCUUCCUCAAACUCAGCCCUGAGUUCAAGGGCCGCGUCUGCGGGCUGUGCGGGAACUUCGACGACAAAGCCAUCAACGACUUCACCACGCGCGGCCAGUCCGUGGUGGGCAGCGCCCUGGAGUUCGGCAACAGCUGGAAGUUCUCCCCGGCCUGCCCCGACGCCCCGGCCCCCCGCGACCCCUGCACCGCCAACCCGUACCGCAAGUCCUGGGCCCAGAAGCAGUGCAGCAUCAUCAACAGCGCGACCUUCGCCGCCUGCCAUGCCCACGUGGAGCCCACCAAGUACUACGAGGCCUGCGUGGGCGACGCGUGCGCCUGUGACUCGGGGGGCGACUGUGAGUGUUUCUGCACGGCUGUGGCCGCCUACGCGCAGGCCUGCCACGACGUGGGUGUGUGCGUGUCCUGGCGCACCCCGGACACCUGCCCCCUGUUCUGUGACUACUACAACCCCGAGGGCCAGUGCGAGUGGCACUACCAGCCGUGCGGGGCGCCCUGCAUGAGGACGUGCCGGAACCCGGGCGGCCGCUGUCUGCACGACUUGCCGGGCCUGGAAGGCUGCUACCCCAAGUGCCCGCCUGCGGCCCCCAUUUUCGACGAGGACCGGAUGCAGUGUGUGGCCACGUGCCCGACCCCACCCCCGCCACUGCCCUGCCGCGUCCGGGGCAAGUCAUACCGGCCUGGCACGGUGGUGCCCUCCGACCAGAACUGCCACUCCUGCAUUUGCACCGAGAACGGCGUGCAGUGUGCCUACGACUCUGAGGCCUGUGUCUGCAUCUACGACGGACGGCACUUCCGACCGGGGGACGUCAUCUACCACACGACGGACGGCACAGGGGGGUGCCUCUCUGCCCGCUGCUCCGCCAACGGCACCAUCGAGCGGGGCGUCUCCCCCUGCAGCGCCACCAGCCCCGCCCCACCAACCACCUUCUCCUUCUCCACGUCCGCACCCGUCGUGAGCUCAACACGUCCGCCCCGCACGUGCCACGACUGUGGCAAGAGCACAGUGCCCACGGGCACAACCCCCGGCACCACUGUCCAGCCUCACCAGGCCUGUGGGGAGGAGUGUCAGUGGUCGCCGUGGCUGGACAUCAGCCGUCCGGGCCGAGGCACCGACAGCGGCGACUUCGAAACCCUGGAGAACCUCCGCGCCCAUGGGUACCAGGUUUGCGCGGCGCCGAAGAAGGUGGAAUGCCAAGCUGAAGAGGCCCCCGGGGUGCCGCUCCAAGUCCUGGGGCAGCAUGUGGAGUGCAGCCCGACGGUGGGCCUGACCUGCUACAACCACAAGCAGACGUCAGGGCUCUGCCACAACUACCAGAUCAGGAUCCUGUGCUGCUUCCCCCGGACCUGCUCCCCCUCCAGCAGUCCGGCCCAGACCACCCCUCCUGCAGCUUCAGGGAAUACAGAAACAGGGCCCACACGAGAGGUUAGCGGGGUCUCAUCUGUGCCGACAGAGCACAAAAUAUCCCCAGCCACGGUCGCUGCAACUGGCACAAGCAUUCUCUCCACAACUAGUGAAACACCUGCUCCGGGUGCUACUGUACCAGUCCAAGCGACUGCUACAACCACCCCAGGUACCCCUACACCUGCCCCGGGGACCACCACGACCCCACCAGGUACCCCUACACCUGCCCCGGGGACCACCACGACCCCACCAGGCACCCCUACACCUGCCCCGGGGACCACCACGACCCCACCAGCUACCCCUACACCUGCCCCGGGGACCACCACGACCCCACCAGGUACCCCUACACCUGCCCCGGGGACCACCACGACCCCACCAGGCACCCCUACACCUGCCCCGGGGACCACCACGACCCCACCAGCUACCCCUACACCUGCCCCGGGGACCACCACGACCCCACCAGGCACCCCUACACCUGCCCCGGGGACCACCACGACCCCACCAGGCACCCCUACACCUGCCCCGGGGACCACCACGACCCCACCAGGCACCCCUACACCUGCCCCGGGGACCACCACAACCCCACCAGGUACCCCUACACCUGUCCUGGAGAAAACUACUCUCUUGACUCUGACUCCGAUGCCAAUUUCAACAACACACGAGCCUUGUUUGAAACAGUUGUGCACAUGGACCCACUGGAUUGACAGCAGUUACCCUGAGCCGGGUAUAAACAGUGGAGAUUUUGACACUUUUCCUAAUUUGAGAGCCAAAGGCUAUAAAUUCUGUGCAAAGCCCAACAACGUGGAGUGCAGGGCAGAGUUCUUCCCGAACGUCCCACUCGAGGAGUUGGGGCAGGACCUGAUCUGUGACAAGAAUGUGGGGCUGCUUUGCCUGAACAAGAACCAGCUUCCCCCAAUCUGCUACAACUACGCGAUCCGCAUCGAGUGCUGUGAGCAAGUAGAUGUGUGUACGAGCACCCCACACGCCGGCUCUUCGGAGGUCACACACCCAACCCCGAGGGACACGGAGACCCAAACACAGCUGACUCGAAACACCGGAGUUGCCUCGUUGCCGACACAACAUGGCAUUGCCAGCUCGGCGCCUGUGCACCCGGCAGCCAGCACCACGCCUAACACAUACAGGGUAUCCUCACCUGUGACUGUCACCUGCCAGCCACAGUGCACGUGGACCAAGUGGUUUGACGUGGACUUCCCGUCCCCGGGACCCCACGGAGGAGACGUGGAAAGCUUCAGCAACAUCAUGAGAAGGGGAGAGAAAAUCUGCCGCCGGCCCGAAUACAUCUCGCGGCUGGAGUGCCGGGCCGAGAGCCACCCCGAGGUCAGCAUCGAGAAGCUGGGCCAGGUGGUGCAGUGCGACCUCAGCAAGGGCCUGGUGUGCCGGAACCGGGACCAGGGAGGCAAUGUCGGGAUGUGCCUCAACUAUGAGGUCCGGGUGUUGUGCUGUGAGCCCCCAGAGCACUGCACGACGCACAAAACUGUCACAGUCCCUCACACCCCAAGUAUGAGCCCCACCAGCCUAACUGAGACAACCGUCCACCUGGUGACUUCCCACUCCACCUCUGUGCCAACAAGCAGCCUAACCAAGGUGCCAGAGACCAGCUCAACCCCUGUGCCAACAACCAACCCAAGAUCUGUGCCAGAGACCAGUUCAACCUCUGUGCCAACAACCAGCCCAACCUCAGUGCCAGAGACCAGCUCAACCUCUGUGCCAACAACCAGUCCAACCUCAGUGCCAGAGACCAGCUCAACCCCUGUGCCAGCAACCAGCCCAACAUCAGUGCCAGAGACCAGCUCAACCCCUGUGCCAACAACCAACCCAAGAUCUGUGCCAGAGACCAGCUCAACCUCUGUGCCAACAACCAGCCCAAGAUCUGUGCCAGAGACCAGUUCAACCUCUGUGCCAACAACCAGCCCAACCACGGUGCCAGAGACUAGCUCAACCCCUGUGCCAACAACCAGCCCAAGACCUGUGUCAGAAACCAGCUCAACCACUGUGCCAACAACCAGCCCAAGAUCUGUGCCAGAGACUAGCUCAACCCCUGUGCCAACAACCAGCCCAAGACCUGUGCCAGAGACCAGGUCAACCCCUGUGCCAACAACCAGCCCAACCUCUGUGCCAACAACCAGCCCAAGACCUGUGCCAGAGACCAGCUCAACCCCUGUGCCAACAACCAACCCAAGAUCUGUGCCAGAGACCAGUUCAACCUCUGUGCCAACAACCAGCCCAACCUCAGUGCCAGAGACCAGCUCAACCUCUGUGCCAACAACCAGUCCAACCUCAGUGCCAGAGACCAGCUCAACCCCUGUGCCAGCAACCAGCCCAAAAUCAGUGCCAGAAACAAGCUCAACCACCGUGCCAGGAAGCAGCCCAACCUCGAUGCCAACAACCAGUGCAACCACUGUGUCACAGACCAGCCCAACCUCCGUGCCACCAACUGGCACAACGUCUGCUCCUACAGCCAGCACCACUCCCUUCUACACACCUGAAGCAACCCACUCCCCUCCUGUGACUGUCACCUGCCAGCCAAGGUGCACGUGGACCAAGUGGUUCGACGUGGACUUCCCGUCCCCGGGACCCCACGGAGGAGACGUGGAAAGCUUCAGCAACAUCAUGAGAAGAGGAGAGAAAAUCUGCCGCCAGCCUGAAUACAUCUCGCGGCUGGAGUGCCGGGCCGAGAGCCACCCCGAGGUCAGCAUCGAGAAGCUGGGCCAGGUGGUGCAGUGCGACCUCAGCAAGGGCCUGGUGUGCCGGAACCGGGACCAGGGAGGCAAUGUCGGGAUGUGCCUCAACUAUGAGGUCCGGGUGUUGUGCUGUGAGCCCCCAGAGCACUGCACGACGCACAAAACUGUCACAGUCCCUCACACCCCAAGUAUGAGCCCCACCAGCCUAACUGAGACCACUACCAGUUCAACCUCUGUGCGAACAAUCAGCCCAACCUCGGUGCCAGAGACCAGCUCAACCUCUGUGCCAACAACCAGCCCAACCUCGGUGCCUGAGACCAGCUCAACCUCUGUGCCAACAACCAGCCCAACCUCAGUGCCAGAGACCAGCUCAACCUCUGUGCCAACAACCAGCCCAACCUCAGUGCCAGAGACCAGCUCAACCUCUGUGCCAACAACCAGCCCAAGAUCUGUGCCAGAGACCAGUUCUACCUCUGUGCCAACAACCAGCCCAACCACGACCAGCUCAACCUCUGUGCCAACAACCAGCCCAACCUCGGUGCCUGAGACCAGCUCAACCUCUGUGCCAACAACCAGCCCAACAUCAGUGCCAGAAACAAGCUCAACCACGGUGCCAGGAAGCAGCCCAACCUCGAUGCCAACAACUGGCACAACGUCUGCUCCUACAGCCAGCACCACUCCCUUCUACACACCUGAAGCAACCCACUCCCCUCCUGUGACUGUCACCUGCCAGCCAAGGUGCACGUGGACCAAGUGGUUCGACGUGGACUUCCCGUCCCCGGGACCCCACGGAGGAGACGUGGAAAGCUUCAGCAACAUCAUGAGAAGGGGAGAGAAAAUCUGCCGCCAGCCUGAAUACAUCUCGCGGCUGGAGUGCCGGGCCGAGAGCCACCCUGAGGUCAGCAUCGAGAAGCUGGGCCAGGUGGUGCAGUGCGACCUCAGCAAGGGCCUGGUGUGCCGGAACCGGGACCAGGGAGGCAAUGUCGGGAUGUGCCUCAACUAUGAGGUCCGGGUGUUGUGCUGUGAGCUCCCAGAGCACUGCGGUCACACUUCAGUGACGCCAAGCUCAGCCCCUCCGGAGCAUAUGUCCGUGGUGUCCAGUGUGCCAUGGCCGAGCUCCACCGCUCCGGCCAGCACCACGUGCUUCUGCAGCGUGUCCGGCAAGCUGUAUCCCGCAGGAUCCAUCAUUUACCAACAGACUGACCUCGACGGCCACUGCUAUUAUGCCACAUGCAGUCUGGACUGCCGUGUGGUCCGGCAGAUGGACCAGUCCUGUCCCAGCAGCGUGGCACCUCCUGCCCCGACCACCUCCCAGCCUGGCUCCUCCCCUUCGGCCCCCGUGCCCAUCACUACGCAGGGGUGCCCAAAUGCAGUCCCUCCAAGAAUGAAAGGCGAGACCUGGCCCAUGCCCAACUGCUCUCAGGCCACCUGUGAGGGCCACGGGGUCAUCACCGUGCAUCGGCGCGAGUGCCCACGGGCGCAGCCCCCGACCUGCGCCAACGGCUUCCCCCCUGUGCAGGUGGCCGACCAGGACGGCUGCUGCCCGCGCUAUCAGUGCCAGUGUGUGUGCAGCGGCUGGGGCGACCCCCACUACAUCACCUUCGACGGCACCUACUACACGUUCCUGGACAGCUGCACCUACGUGCUGGUGCAGCAGGUCGUGCCCGUGUACGGCCACUUCCGCGUGCUGAUCGACAACUACUUGUGCGGGGCGGAGAACGGGGUGUCCUGCCCGCAGUCCAUCAUCGUCGAGUACCGGGGGGACCGCGUCGUGCUCACCCGCAAGCCCGUCCUCGGGGUGAUGACCAAUGAGAUCAUCUUCAACGACAGAGUGGUCAGGCCCGGCUUCCAGAAAGAUGGCGUGAGCGUGUCCCAAAUCGGCAUCAAGAUGUACGUGACCAUCCCUGAACUUGGCGUCCAGGUCAUGUUCUCCGGGCUCAUCUUCUCGGUGGAGGUCCCUUUCAGCAAGUUUGCUAACAACACGGAGGGGCAGUGCGGCACCUGCACCAAUGACAAGAAGGAUGAGUGUCGCCUGCCUGGCGGGGCAGUGGCGGCCUCCUGCUCUGAUAUGUCCGGCCACUGGAAGGUGACGACACCGCAGCAGCCGUCAUGCCACGGGCCCUCCCCGACGCCCACUGCAGCCAGGCCCGCGCCCUCCCCAACCCUGUGCUCCUCGUCGCCAAUCUGCCGGCUGAUUUUGAGCAAGGUCUUCGAGCCGUGCCAUGCGGUGAUCCCCCCGCUGACGUUCUACCAAGGCUGCGUCUUCGACCACUGCCACGUGACCGUCUCCGACGUGGUGUGCUCUGGCCUGGAGCUGUAUGCGUCCCUCUGUGCCUCCCGUGGCGUGUGCAUCGACUGGAGAAGCCACACCAACCACACGUGCCCGUUUGCCUGCCCUGCCGACAAGGUGUACCAGCCGUGCGGCCCGUCCAAGCUCUCCUACUGCUACGGGAGGGACAACGCCAGCCUCAUGGCCUUACAGGAUGCCGGCCCCAUCACGGAAGGCUGCUUCUGUCCAGAGGGCUUGAUGCCUUUCAGCACGAGCUCCGAAGUCUGCGUGCCCACAGAUUGCCACAGGUGCCUGGGGCCCCAUGGGGAGCCUGUGGAGCCCGGCCACACUGUCAGCGUGGGAUGCCAGCGGUGCACCUGUGAGAACGGCACAUGGACCCUGAGCUGCCGGCCGCAGCCCUGCCCCCUGCCCCCAGCCUGCCCCGCGCCCGGCUUGGUACCUGUGCCUGCGGCCCCCCAGGCCGACCAGUGCUGUCCCCAGUACAACUGCGCCUGUGACACCAGCUACUGCCCCAAGCCCGUGGCCUGUCCCAAGGGCUCCCACCCCAUCCUGACCUACGAGGAGGGAGCCUGCUGCCCCCACCAGAACUGCAGCUGGAGCGUCUGCAGCGCCAACGGCACCUUGUUCCAGCCCGGCUCCGUGAUCUCCUCCAGCCUGUGUGAGACGUGCCGGUGCGAGGUGCCCGGCAGCCCCCAUUCAGACACGGCGGUGAUCAGCUGUGAGACUCAGAUUUGCAACACCCGCUGUCCCGAGGGCUUCGAGUACCGGGAGCAGAGCGGGCGGUGCUGUGGCGGGUGCGUGCAGCAAGCCUGCGUCCUCAACGCCACGGACGGCUCCCCCCAUCUCUUCUACCCGGGCCAGUCCUGGCCAGACCCCACGAACCCCUGCGUGACCCACGAGUGUGAGAAGCACCAGGAUGGGCUUGUGGUGGUGACCCGGAAGAAGGCGUGUCCCCCGCUCAGCUGUCCUGCGGACCAGGCCAGGCUGAGCGAGGACGGCUGCUGUCUGUCCUGUCCUCCACCGCAGCCCCAGAACAGGUCAGCCUGCGCCCUGUUCCACGAGCGCCAAGUCCUCCACCAGCAGGGCUGUAGGUCUCCCCGGCCCGUGCGCCUCGCCUUCUGCCGUGGCAGCUGUGGAGACAGUGUCUCUGUCUACUCCCAGGAGGCCAACGCGCUGCGGCACAGCUGCGAGUGCUGCCAGGAGCGGCGCGUCUCCCUGAGAAACGUGACCCUGCGCUGUCCCGACGGCUCCCACCGGGCCUUCAGCUACCCCCAGGUGGAGGAGUGUGGCUGCGUGCGGCAGCGCUGCGGCUCCCACGGCGCCCUGGGCCACGGGGCAGACUCGGGGCCUGUGCAGAGCGACGAGGAGCAAAGCCAGGAGGUGGGGGGCACGGGCUGGAGGAGGGGCUCCAGGGCCACGGGCUCCACCAGUGGACUGACCAGCCCCCGUCCUCGGGGCUCCCGGCCACCCGCCUCCGGGAUACACCGAUAAGGGCAUCCUGGCCCCUACAGCUUUGGCUCCAGGGACCCAAGCCCUGGCCCAGGGGGCCCGAGGCCAUGAUGCCCUGCCCACCCACCUUGUCCCUCUCGGGGGUCCAGCUGGCCCUCGGGUGUGCGGUGGCCCCGACCAGCCCUCAGGCCACUCUGGCCGUGGGUCCAGCGUGCGUUCCCAGGACUUGUGCAUCACGUGAGGGUCUUAACAGGGAUGGGCACUUGGACUCGUUGGGCCGGGCCGUCCGCCAGGAGGCGCAGCCUUGCUCCUCCCUUGGCCCUGGGCUUCAGGAAAUGACCGUCUGGUUCAUAAAUACACUUGGAGCAUUUUGCAAA